Messenger RNA from Lytechinus variegatus (green sea urchin), 3937 nucleotides. RefSeq names its product C-1-tetrahydrofolate synthase, cytoplasmic-like (gene mthfd1). The transcript has 21 exons. Bases 299 to 3313 code for a protein of 1004 amino acids. Gene Ontology annotation, cellular component: cytosol. Gene Ontology annotation, molecular function: formate-tetrahydrofolate ligase activity; methylenetetrahydrofolate dehydrogenase (NADP+) activity; ATP binding. The record is from RefSeq and is a predicted model, not a curated record. Gene Ontology annotation, biological process: tetrahydrofolate interconversion. NCBI's taxonomy places the organism in Eukaryota, Metazoa, Echinodermata, Echinoidea, Temnopleuroida, Toxopneustidae.
UCAUUCUCUCUCCCGCUCAUAUGUAUGCUCUCAUCCAAAAUACACAGCCUACGGUGAUCAUCUUGUGACGGUUUUCGGAUUUCUUACCAUGUCAGCAAAAACUUUUCAUUCUAUUUUAUGAUAUUCUUUUGACUAUUCAAGGGUUGUAUUCAUUGUGAUCAUGUUUUUCAUCCGCAGACAGUGAUAAAUCGAGAUAUUUGGUAUUUUAUCCAGCCUACAUCCAGUUUUUGUCUCUCUUGCCAGCCGAGCACGUUGUGAAGCAGCGCCCUCGAUCGUCAGCAGCUGAUCAUCUCAAAGCAUGUUUAGGAUACGAACGUGUUCAUGUCUUAUCUCAAAUUCGGAGGUGGUUAGUCCAAGGUUCACUCAAAUCAAACGUUGGGUCUCAAAUACGACGACAAGAGAACUGUCGAAAACGACAUUAUCUGCCAGUCAGAGGCUGAAAGUUCUCCCAUAUCCAUAUCUUCGUCCGUGUCUAAAUAUGGCCAGUAUAAUUGAUGGAAAGGGCAUUGCUAAGGAGAUUCGUCAAGAACUCCAAGGAGAGGUGGCCAUGUUGAAAGAGAGACAUCCGGGUUUCAUGCCCGGUCUUGCCAUUGUUCAGGUUGGAAACAGAUGUGAUUCUAAUCGAUAUAUCAAAUUCAAGCUUGCUGCAGCUGCCGAGAUUGGCAUGGUAGCCCAGCAUUACAAACUUCCAAGCUCCAGUACAUUACCUGAGGUUGUGAAUAAGAUCCAGGAUCUGAACAAGGAUCCACGUAUCCAUGGUAUCAUAGUUCAGAUGCCACCUGAAACCAAUGAACCCAUAGAUGAGGAUCUUCUACUCAAUGCUGUGGCUCCAAGCAAAGACGUGGAUGGAUUGACUGACCGCAGUGCAGGGAAGCUAGCAAGGGGUGAGCUUGGGCAAUGCUAUCUACCAUGCACACCUAAGGGAUGUCUGGAACUGCUCAAGAGAUCAGGUGUUGAGGUGGAAGGUAAAAAGGUGGCUGUCCUAGGAAGGAGUAAGAUUGUCGGAGCUCCGAUGUCGGAUCUUCUUAGAGCUAAAAAUGCCACAGUUACCAUGUGUCACUCCAGGACAAAGAACAUUGAUGAGAUUAUCCGUGAGUCUGAUGUGAUCAUAGUUGCUAUACGUCAGCCUAAGUUUGUACAGAAGGAAUGGAUCAAACCUGGAGCGGUAGUUAUAGACUGUGGAAUCAACUUCAUCGAAGAUGACAACUCUGAAUUUAAUGAUGAUGAUGAUGAUCCAUUCUCCAAGCAAGGUAGGAAGAUGGUUGGUGAUGUAGACUAUGAUGGAGUCAGGGAGGUAGCAGGAGCUAUUACCCCGGUCCCCGGUGGAGUAGGACCUAUGACUGUAGCUAUGCUCAUGGGGAACACUGUGGAGAGCGCCAAGAAGACCGUCGAAGGAACUCUGGGUGACCAAUGGAAGAUGAGAUACCUACCCCUUCAUCUCAAACAACCUGUCCCUACUGACAUUGAGGUCUCCAGGGCUCAAAAACCAAAGGAGGUCUCAGAAUUAGCCCAGGAACUACAGCUUCUACCCAGUGAAAUAGACUACUAUGGCAAGACCAAGGCCAAGAUCUCUCUAUCAGUACUAGAUAGGCUAAAGGACAGGGCUCCAGGAAAGUACAUUGUUGUUGGAGGAAUCACACCAACUCCUCUAGGAGAAGGCAAGAGCACCACAACCAUUGGUCUAACCCAGGCUUUAGGAUCCCAUCUCAAGAAGAAUGUAUUUGCGUGUGUGAGGCAGCCAUCCCAAGGACCCACCUUUGGUAUCAAGGGGGGUGCAGCGGGUGGAGGCUAUGCUCAGGUCAUUCCUAUGGAAGAGUUCAAUCUUCAUCUUACCGGAGACAUCCAUGCAAUCACAGCCUCAAACAACUUACUCGCUGCAGCCAUUGAUGCAAGGAUCUUUCACGAAUCAACUCAAACAGACACUGCCCUCUAUGGCAGGCUAGUGCCAAGCAAGAAGGGUGUCCGACAAUUUUCAGAUAUCCAGCUCGGCAGACUCCAGCGUCUUGGCAUUGAUAAGACCAAUCCUGAUGACCUAACAGAAGAAGAGAUCAGACGGUUUGCUCGUCUUGAUAUUGAUCCAUCUACUAUUACAUGGCAAAGAGUCAUGGAUACCAAUGACCGUUACCUUCGUAAGAUCACCAUCGGUCAGUCUCCCACCGAGAAGGGCUACACCCGUGAGACACAGUUCGAUAUCACUGUGGCUAGCGAGAUCAUGGCUAUCCUAGCCCUGACCACAGACCUAGGGGACAUGAGGACCCGUCUUGGUAAGAUCGUUGUCGCUAGCAACAAACAAGGAGAACCUGUGACGGCUGAUGAUGUCGGUGUCGGAGGUGCUUUGGCUGUUCUUAUGAAGGAUGCUAUCAAGCCAAACCUAAUGCAGACACUUGAGGGGAAUCCAGUAUUUGUUCAUGCUGGUCCAUUCGCUAACAUUGCUCAUGGCAACUCUUCUAUCCUGGCUGAUAAGAUCGCUCUGAAGCUUGUUGGAGAACAUGGAUUUGUCAUCACUGAGGCUGGAUUUGGGUCUGACAUUGGAAUGGAGAAGUUCUUUGACAUCAAGACCCGUUACUCUGGUCUAACACCCAAUGCCUGUGUGAUUGUUGCUACAGUCAGAGCACUCAAGAUGCAUGGUGGUGGACCCAAUGUGACAGCUGGAAAGCCUCUUGCCUCUGAAUACAAUGAAGAGAACCUUGAAUUACUAGAGAAAGGAUUCUGUAACCUUAGGAAACAGAUUGAGAAUACAACACAUUUUGGAGUGCCAUGUGUCGUUGCUAUCAACCAAUUUGCAACUGACACCCCCAACGAAUUAGCCCUUCUCCAGCAGCUAUCUAAGGAAUGCGGUGCCUUUGAUGCUGUAGUAUCAAACCAUUGGGCUCAAGGAGGACAGGGUGCUGUUGAUCUAGCUAAGUCUGUAGAGAGGGCCUGCUACCAGCCAAGCGACUUCAAGUUCCUCUAUGACCUUGAGAGUCCCGUUGAAGAUAAGAUAUCAACCAUCGCCCAGAAGAUCUAUGGAGCCGAUGGCAUUGAACUCUCUGAGGAGGCACAGAAGAAGAUCAAUCUUUAUCGAAGCCAGGGAUUCAACGAUCUACCCAUCUGUAUGGCCAAGACUCAUCUCUCCUUAUCACAUGACCCAUCUAGGAAGGGCACGCCCUCUGGAUUCACUCUACCAAUCAGGGAUGUACGAGCCAGCGUAGGGGCAGGUUUCCUCUACCCUCUUGUGGGAACCAUGAGCACCAUGCCUGGCUUGCCGACCAGACCAUGUUUCUACGACAUCGACAUUGACACCGAUAAUGAAACCAUCUUUGGUCUCUUCUAAAUGAAUGAUCUCAUCCUUGUUCUUUUGGCAACCAAGGAAUUAUUUCAACCAUGGACAUUGGCUGUUGAUAUGGCAUGUAUUCUUAUUAAUAAUUACAAUUUGAACAGGACUGAUAUGUUAAUUCAUUGUGUUGUACUGUAUGGAAUCUGUGUGAUGUGCACAUUUAUUCUUCAUGUUUUACAAGUUUACAGGUGUGCUCAAUUAUUUCAUCAAUAAAAUUGUCCCUUUGUUGGGUAUAAAUAGUAAAUACAUCAUUACAGUGCCACACACUGACUCUACACACAAUAAAAGCAAACAUGCUUCAGCUUUAUAAUGUGCACCAUUUUGAAAUUCUAUUGGCUCUGAAUUGAUGUACACAGAUAGUAUUACCAUUGCAUUCAAUAUUUCAAAUAUUUUUUUACAUUUUUUCCCCCAAAAUAUUUGUGAUACAUAUGCAGAUAUUAAAUUUAGUUAACUAAAAUGGAUGUUUGGAAUGUUGAAAAAUUAUUGGUAAAUUUGAACAUUUUUAUUUGAUAAAGUGCUGGCAACUUGAUAUCCAACCAUUAUACAUUCCUUUGACAAAUAGUCAGAGUUGAAAAGAAGUCGUCAUUUUAAUGUUGGAGUAGAUCAUUCAGAUGCGCUCUU